Messenger RNA from Drosophila subobscura, 615 nucleotides. RefSeq names its product protein SGT1 homolog (gene Sgt1). Lineage: Eukaryota; Metazoa; Arthropoda; Insecta; Diptera; Drosophilidae. Gene Ontology annotation, molecular function: protein-folding chaperone binding. The transcript has a single exon. Gene Ontology annotation, biological process: protein stabilization. Bases 67 to 612 code for a protein of 181 amino acids. The record is from RefSeq and is a predicted model, not a curated record.
AUCUAUCAAUUCUAUCAACAAUUUUGGAAACAAAAAAAAUAGUUAAUUUACGAAAACUUCAACAAUAUGUCUGUGCGCCACGACUGGUACCAGUCCGAGACCAAGGUGGUCAUCACUGUUCUGCUGAAGAACGCCAUAGAGAAGAACUACGAUGUCAAGAUUGAGUCAAAGAAACUGCACAUGACCGCAGAUGGAUACGAGCUGGAGAUCCCACUGCUGCAUCCCGUUGUCGUGGAGCGUUGCUCCCACAAGGCGUUCCAGACCAAGGUCGAAAUAACUCUGGCCAAGGAGACGGGCGUACGCUGGGAGACCCUCGAGGAGAAGGCGGCUCCCGUGGAAGUGGCAUUGCCAAAACUGCAGACAAAAAACUGGGACCAAUUGGUCAGCGAGGAGGAAAAGAUCGAAGAGAAGGAGGCUCAAGGCGAAGCGGCUUUAAACAAUCUAUUCAAGCGGAUUUACAGCACUUCCUCGCCCGAGGUGCAAAAGGCCAUGAACAAAUCUUUCUCCGAGUCCGGAGGCACUGUGCUUAGCACCAACUGGAACGAGGUGGGCAAGGAGAAGGUGAUUGUGCGGCCUCCAAAUGGAACCGAAUUCCGCGAAUGGGAGAAGUAGGCC